This is a messenger RNA of Armigeres subalbatus, 782 nucleotides long. Its product is annotated as chymotrypsin-2-like. The record is from RefSeq and is a predicted model, not a curated record. Bases 37 to 774 code for a protein of 245 amino acids. The transcript has 2 exons. Lineage: Eukaryota; Metazoa; Arthropoda; Insecta; Diptera; Culicidae. Gene Ontology annotation, biological process: proteolysis. Gene Ontology annotation, molecular function: serine-type endopeptidase activity.
CAGUUGGGAACAAUAAGGAAUCAAGUAGCCGAAACGAUGAAGGUGUUCGUCUUGUUGGUAGCCGCUUUGGUUGGGUUCGCCCAGGCCGUUGUCGAUGGGGAGUUCGCCGAAAAAGGACAGUUCCCGUAUCAGGUGGCGCUUACCAAGAAAGGAAAGCUGCACUGCGGAGGGGUGUUGGUUCAUGAGCGAUUCGUACUGACGGCUGCGAACUGUUUGUUUGAUGGCGAGAAUCAGGUUUCUGAAAAGGCACUGCGAGUUUUCUUCGGCAGCGAACGAUUGUCGCUUGGUGGACAAUAUCGCAACGUGAAGUCAUUCAAAGUUCACGAGCAGUUUGACCGUGGAACUUUCCGGUACGAUUUAGCUUUACUGGAACUGAGCAAGCCCGCCAAACUCAGCGAAUCAGUCGCUGCCGCGGCGGUAUAUGGAACGUCAUUCACGUCAGAUGAAUUAGUUACCUUCUCAGGCUGGGGACGUACCGCGGACAACGAAAACACUGUAUAUAAGCUGAAGUAUAAUACGUUAACUGCAUUAACUUCCGAGGAAUGUGAAAGCUACUUGGGUGAAGCUUUCUAUGAGGGCGCCUUGUGCUUCCGCAGCACGGAGGGCACCGGAAGUGCUUGCUUUGGAGACUACGGUGGACCGGCAGUGGUUGAAAAUACUGUCGUUGGAGUUGCGAGCUACACCUUCGGAGGCACUUGCGGGAACGAAAGCCCAGACGUGUUUGUAGAUGCCGGAUUCUUCCAUGACUGGGUCGAACAAAAUCUUGCUAACUAAAUGUGUUC